AAUCUAAAAUGCCUGUUGUAUCUGUGCGUAUUAAAGCUAAAAGUGUAAAAGUAAACUGGAUUGGUGUUCCUAUGCCAAAAAAUGUUACAGUAAGACAGUUUUAUGAAGAACUUAUUGUGGGAAAUAUUGUUUCUGAAGUGCAAUUAAAUAAUGAAGACCGUUUGGAACCAGUUAAAGCAGAGUUUUCAUCUAAUCAAAAUGGGCCUUUAAUGUUUUCAAUAUCGCUACUCUCUGAACCAAUUAAUAUUUUUUCACAAAUGAUAGAUGAUGCUGCUAGUUUAAAUCAUCUGCCAACUUUUACUAUCUCUGAACACUCAAAUGCAUUAGACAAAUUACGAUAUGAUAUUGUUGAAUGGAUUCGUGAAAAUAAUGGUGGAUGGAGCAGAGACACUGCGAUGACAACUGGAAAAGAAUUUGUUAAAGACUUAGCUGCUGCAUUAUGGUACAUAGAUAAAUGUGAUUCAGAAAA
Molecule: messenger RNA, 469 nt
Organism: Racocetra persica
Lineage: Eukaryota; Fungi; Glomeromycota; Glomeromycetes; Diversisporales; Gigasporaceae
Source: the annotation of a GenBank genome assembly